Messenger RNA from Drosophila serrata, 1809 nucleotides. Its product is annotated as trypsin-2. Lineage: Eukaryota; Metazoa; Arthropoda; Insecta; Diptera; Drosophilidae. Gene Ontology annotation, molecular function: serine-type endopeptidase activity. Gene Ontology annotation, biological process: proteolysis. The record is from RefSeq and is a predicted model, not a curated record.
AUAUUUAUUUAGGGUUAACACAUGAGUCCACUGAAUAUAUUUUUUCAAGACACAUUUUUUUUUGUAUAAUGACAUUUGAAAUUCGAAAAUGAGACCCUCAAAAUUCGUUACGUGCUUUUUACUAUAUUUUCUAUAUACUGCGCCCCACCUGGUCCAGGGAAUCGAUCCCCUCUCCCACGAGCUCAUCCAGUGGCGAGAGAUUAGAAGUAGCAAUGGGACCAAACCGUCCGACUUCCAUUACCUGGUGACGGGCGGCUAUAGGCCGCCGGUGAACGACCUGGUCAAGUAUGCGGUGUCCAUACGCUUUGGCGAUGCCAAGAGAUUCUUUGGGACCAACCACAUGUGCGGCGGAUCCAUCAUCAGCAAGCGGGCCAUCUUGACGGCGGGCCACUGCAUGUACUCCAAAAGAGGUAUGAUGAUUCAGGCCAGGAAGUUAAGGGUCUUCGCCGGCACACCCAGGAGGCUCGAGGAGGCGUCCACCACCCAGGAGUUACGGGUGAAGAAAGUUUUGCCUCAUCCAAAGUACAGGCCUGGCAAGUACAGGCAUGACCUUGGCGUGCUCCAGCUCAGGGACGAAGUCAGCCCAACAGAAGCCGCUGCCAUAAUACCAUUGGCCGAUAAGGCAACCACUCCAGGGCAACUCUGCACCGUUGUCGGCUGGGGCACGGUCGUCCAGUUUGGUCCCAGUCCCGAUGAGGCCAUCAAUGGUGAUCUAGAAGUUCUACCCAACUCUGAAUGCACGAAGCUGGCCAACUUCAAUCCCAAGGGAAUGAUCUGUGCCAGAAAUCGUGACGACAGCGAAGUGGACAGCUGCCAGGGUGACUCCGGCGGGCCACUCAUCUCAGAGAAUAAGCUCAUCGGCGUUGUGUCCUUCGGCGAGGGUUGCGGUGAAAAGUACUCGGCUGGUGUUUACACCGAUGUCUAUUACUAUCACGAUUGGAUCGUAGAGAACUCAGCGCACCUCCGACUGGUGUCCCAAGUGUCUCUGGUGUUGGCUCUCCUCCAGCCCGCAUGGUGGUGAUUAUGUUGAUGAAGAUGAUGAUGAAGAGGCGGCGCAUGCAACAGGUCGAGCAGGAGGAGGCGGUCAAGCACUGGACUCGGCCACCUGUGACCAUGCAGCCUGCAGACGACAAACCAAAAUUGAGUGAAAAACAGCGGACAGGAGGACACGAGGACAUGGCAGGAUAACUGCGGUGCAUGGUGCACGGUGCACGGUGCACGGUGCGAGGACAUGCAUGCGCCGGCCAAUGGUUUAUGGUUGGUUCGUGGAACCCCCUGUUUGUGACAGCAAUUAUCGCGGGGCAACUACACACACCUGCCUGGAAUUUGCACCUUCUGCACCGACAGGACAUUAUGCCACAAUUCGCCAUGGUUAAUUUGGGCCAUACGCCAAACUGUUGAUUGGACCAAUUAGGGUUCAGAUUAUUCGCCCAAUGGAUUCCCGGCAAGGCCAGAUGAGAUGAGUCCUGCAAAAGAAAUCAUGUUGAUUUUGAUUUUGAUGCAAUUAGUAUGGAAGAAGGAAGCAGGAAAACAGUAGACAGGACGAAGAGGCGGAGGAAUAAGGUCCCAGGCUGCCAGAAUCCCAGACUCCCCAGCUCACUUGCCCUUUGUCCUGAUCCCUAGCCUGACCAGAAACAAUGUGAAAUUGAUGUAUAGAGCUUCUCAACCAGCUGUGGCAGCAGCUCCCAGGACUCCCAGGACUCCCAGGACUCCGAGGACAUACAUCGCAAUCAGGAUUGUCAUUUCGCAUUCGCAUUGUGUGCUAUUCAAGUGCUCAUAAUGAAUUUAAUCGCGUAUGUUUAUUGCUCA